AUGGAAUCCACUCCGUCGCUUGCAUCCCGGAUCCGGGGCUCCUUCCUCGGCCUCGCUGUCUGUGACGCCUUAGGUGCCCCGGCCGAAUUCCACGCACGCGGAAGUUUCCCCGCCAUCACCAGCAUGCAGGCCAACCUUAACUUCAAGCUGGGUCCUGGGUAUUUCACUGACGACACCUCUAUGGCCCUCUGCCUAGCACACUCUUUUCUUGAAAAGGGCCCGACUGGCAACAGCGUCGAUCAAGCACGCAAGUAUCUCGCGUGGUAUCGGACAGGCUACCAGUCUUCCACGGGACGGUGUUUCGACAUCGGCAACUUGACUCGAGAUGCUUUGGGCGUGUGGAAGCACGCCGUCGUCGUUAACAGCCAAUACGGUCAAGACGGACCUUCACCUGACGCAGCCAAAGACCAGGCGGCGAUACAGAGCGCCCGUGCCACCAUAGAGAAACGCUUUAAUCAAGACCGAUACUGCAGUAAUGGCAGCCUGAUGCGCGUGUUGCCUGCUGGGCUUCAGUUUGCCCUAGAUCUCCCCACCGCUAUCAAAGCCGCAGCAGACAGCUCCAGGGUCACACACCCUCAUCCACUCUGCAUAUUAUCCUGCGCGCUCUACACGAUCCUCAUCGCGCAAUCCUUGCAAGAACCCUCCAUCACGAAGGACAGCCUUGUCGGCUAUUUAUCAGACUACGUCUCUGCGGUGAAAGAUGCAAUGGGUCGCUUCACCUCCGAAUCCAAAUCCAAACUCGAAGGUCGCCGCUUCUUGGAACGUUUCGAACCAUACACCACCGUCAGCUCCUUUCACGACAAAGGCGCCCAGAAGAUCUGCACCUCGGGCUAUGUGCUGGAUAGCCUGGAGGCGGCUCUGUGGGGGUUCUUUAUUACCUCGAGUUUUCGAGAGGGUGCCAUUAAGCUCGUGAACCUGGGCGGUGAUGCUGACACCGUGGGUGCUGUCUACGGCGGGCUAGCGGGCGCCUUUUACGGCCAUGAAAAGAUACCCGUGGAGUGGUUACGGGAUAUGAAAAGGUUGGACUUGGUGGAGGAAGUUGUGGGCAAGCUCGUUAAAGUGAGGUCGGAAGAAGACAAGGAGGAUGUGAGCAGAGACGUGAGGGAAAGGAUAAAAGCGGGCGUGGAUGUGCUCGGCCUUUGGGGCUGA
This is a messenger RNA of Exophiala aquamarina CBS 119918, 1149 nucleotides long. RefSeq lists its product as uncharacterized. The record is from RefSeq and is a predicted model, not a curated record. The transcript has a single exon. Bases 1 to 1149 code for a protein of 382 amino acids. NCBI's taxonomy places the organism in Eukaryota, Fungi, Ascomycota, Eurotiomycetes, Chaetothyriales, Herpotrichiellaceae.